Molecule: messenger RNA, 3692 nt
Organism: Actinia tenebrosa (Australian red waratah sea anemone)
Lineage: Eukaryota; Metazoa; Cnidaria; Anthozoa; Actiniaria; Actiniidae
Cellular component (GO): membrane
Molecular function (GO): protein binding; calcium ion binding
Source: RefSeq, a predicted model, not a curated record
CCAUUAUCAGCUAUGGCAAAAAUUGCUGCUGUAGUGCUCUUCGUGCUUGCUGCUGGCGCUGUUAGCGGGUUACAGCACGGAAAAAUACAGAUCGGACGCUCAGCUGUCGAUGGAUUUUACUGUGACACAGUAACCUUCCCAUCAUCCUUCACUGGGAGUGAUACAAUAAAAGUCUUAAUAUCUUUAAGCUUGGGAACAAACUCGUCGCGUGUGCAUGAUGUAGCAUUCACGUGGACCGAGUCCGUAACUACGAGUGGGUUUAGGGUGUGUGUGGUUGAGAGCGGGACUGGGUUCGAGGGGACUGUACGAGUGAACUGGGUUGCUUAUCAAGUGACUGAAUCAGGUGUGGCUGAAGGAAGUACCAGGUUCAACGACUGGACGACAGGAACACAAUGUAACCGAGUACCUCUAUCACAGGGGUUCCCAAACAAGCCCAAAGUUUUCAUCACAGCUCGUCACAACGUACUGAACAAAAGGCAAGAUGCUGCUGCUGUUUGGGUAGAACACAUCGCAAGAGAUGAAUUUACGAUUUGUUUGAGAGAAGCAAGAACAUUUGAUGGACGUCACAAGGAUAUUGAAGUGAUAUGGAUGGCUUUCAUUGAGGUUCCACUCUCUUGGCCUCAUAACGAGAUCAUUACUCUWCAAUUUCCAAAUUCUCUUCAACCGAGUGAAGAAGACAACGACGCAUUUUGCCAGAUCGUCAACUUUACCGAUCCCUACUUUUCACCUCCAUCGAUUGUCCUCACUCCAAGUCAUGAAUACGACAGCAGUAAUGUGAACGCUGUGCCACCAGAACACAACUCCAUUGUAGCCUGGAACGAGGAAAUAACGAGGACUUACUUUAGAGCUUGCGUGAAGGAUUUGGUUGGUUUGAAUACCAAGCAUCAUCCAAUUACUGUUGACUACCUGGUAUUUGGUGAAUUUAAUCCAUGUAUCAACAAAACGUGUGACUAUUUUGCAAAUUGUCAAGCAUUGUCACCAGGUGUUGCCCAGUGUGUGUGUAUUGCUGAAUGCCCCACAUAUCAAGAUCUAGUUUGUGCAACCAAUGGACAGACAUUUGACAACAUGUGCAUCAUGAAGAGAGAGAUAUGUAGAACCAGAGGAAACUUCACUUACUAUCACCCUGGAGGCUGCCAAGGAUUCCCAUUGGACAAAGGGAGACACUUUCUUCGUCAGAAAGACUUUCCAUGGUCAGAUACUCAAUGUGAGAUCGUGUCGCUCAAGCCCUACACUUUUUAUCCCGACAAACCCUUACAUAUCCAACUGACGGUGAACUACGUCAAUGCUUUACCGACUGCCAAGGUACACGAAGCUACAGUAACUUGGACCGAGAACGUGAAUAAGGCCAAUUUUACUGCGUGUAUUUCCAGGACAGGUAGGAAUGACAAUCCGUCAUAUGACAUGGAAUCAGUUGAUUGGAUAGCCUAUCAAGGAGCACCUAACGGUGGAGUUACCGGAAGGGAACGGUUCACACGAUGGUGGACUGGUACGACGUGUAGGACUGUUCUGUUUCCUGGGGGCAAGUUCUCUAGCUCUCCCACAGUGUUAGCUACACUGCAACAUCAACGAAGAGGCAUGAAACACGAUGCUGCGAGUGUUUGGGUAGAAGAUGUUGGUUCUUCGUCGUUCAAAAUUUGCUUAAGAGAACUGCAGAACUUUGACGGUGUACAUGAAGAUAUCAGUGUGGACUGGAUGGCAUUUGAGAUUCUACACCGUCCAUUGUUCUCUGAAUACGGUAGCAUUGACUUCCCUAAUGACUACACACCUCAACAAUCUGAUAAUUACGCAUUUUGCAAGACCGUUAACCUGACGAUAAGAUACAAUUACACCAAGCAGCCUUUAGUCAUGGUAACACCAACACACCGUACAGGUGGUGGACGGAAGAACCCACAGUGCAAUGGAAUAUCUGCCUGGAUUGAGAAAAUCACAUCUCGAUACUUCCGUGUUUGUAUGAAGGAGCUGUAUGCUAAUACGUACGAUCCGGUGAUAAUGCAUUAUGUCGUGGUAUCAGAUAUUUGUGGUAAAGGAUGGACGUACUUCGAUGGUUUCUGUUACUUGACCAACUCGUCMUGUGCCACGUGGCAGGCAGCACWGUCAAGCUGUCUCAGUMGUAACGCUAGCCUAGCAAGCAUCACAAGCCAGGAAGAAAGCAUUUACGUUCAACACAGACACGGUGGAGAAACUGGAUGGAUUGGACUGCAGGAUCUUCGGAGCAAUGGAAACUUUACAUGGAUCGAUGGAACUGAAGUGAAUUUUACUUACUGGGCACCAAACCGGCCAGACAAACUCAAAAGUGACCAAAACUGUGUUCAUACUCUAGGGCCGAGACAUGGCUAUUGGUGGAAUGACAUCACUUGUUCUGCGUGUCACCCUUAUACCUGUAAAAGAGAUGCCAAAGAGUGUCUUGGGUUACAUGGUUGCCAUAUUAACGCGCGUUGUGUAAAUACUCGUGGAUCUUACAAGUGCCUGUGUAAUAACGGAUAUGUUGGUGAUGGUCGCACCUGCAAUGCGAUUUCAAUGUCCGCUUCCCACAAUUGUGGUAACCUUCACCAGUCUACUAYUCCCCAAGGCGGUGAGAUCAUGUCACCAGGCUACCCAGGAUCUUACAGCGAUAAUCAGAACUGCUAUUGGACUAUCUCGUCGAAUACUAAUAUCGGUCUUUACUUUAAGACAUUCAAUACAGAAAGUUGCUGUGACCACAUUAGAGUCUAUGAUGGUAGUUCCACUUCGUCUCCUCGAAUUGGUUCUUACAGUGGAAGCACAUUACCUUCCUAUAUAACAAGUUCCUCAAAUCAACUGUAUAUAACUUUCAGUACCGACGGGUCAGUGAGAAAAAAUGGGUUUUCGGCAAAAUACGACGCACUGACACCAGGAUCCCUUCGUCUUGCUCGAGGCUCGAAUUUCUCUCGCGUGGGAAGAGUUGAAGUAUUCCUCAACAGUCAGUGGGGAACAAUUUGUGAUCACAGUUGGGACAUGAACGAUGCAAAUGUAGUGUGUAAACAACUUGGAUUCCCAGGGGCAAUUGCAUCACAUUCCAGCGCUACGCAUGGUCAAGGAACUGGGCAGAUUUGGUUAGAUGAGUUAGCGUGCACGGGCUCCGAGUCUAACAUUCUCGACUGUCCUAGUGCGCGAUGGGGCACCCACAACUGCGCCCAUACUGAAGACGCCUCUGUGGAGUGCCAGAAAAGAGUGAGACUUGUUAACGGUGCAUCUAAUUCCGGUCGUGUGGAGGUGUAUCAUGAUGGCCAAUGGGGUACAGUGUGCGAUGAUGCGUGGGAUAUGAAUGACGCUAAUGUAGUUUGCCGUGAGCUUGGAUAUUCAAGUGCUUCUUCGGCUCCACGAAGUGCAACCUAUGGUCAGGGAACUGGACCAAUAUGGAUUGAUGACACUCAUUGUAUUGGCAGUGAAGACUCCUUACUAUCGUGUGGGUAUCGUGGAUGGAUUAGUGGCAAUGGUGGCUGUAGUCAUAGUAAAGAUUCUGGCGUCGUUUGCCAGUAACAUAUUAAAUCAUUGUAGAAUCCAGAUAGGAAAGUCAGUAGUUAUGUAGCUUGACAUGAUAGGCUUUUACUUUUGCUUAUUGCAAUAGUUCAAUAACUCAAGUAUGUGAUUGUACCUCUGAUAUUGUAAAGGGAAAUGUACAAUUAGCCAUCGUUUAAAGAAAUAGAAUAAAAUGGUGCAUGGCAGACAAGGUU